Hydractinia symbiolongicarpus is the source of this 1726-nucleotide messenger RNA. Its product is annotated as PH domain-containing protein DDB_G0287875-like. The record is from RefSeq and is a predicted model, not a curated record. The transcript has 3 exons. NCBI's taxonomy places the organism in Eukaryota, Metazoa, Cnidaria, Hydrozoa, Anthoathecata, Hydractiniidae. Bases 1 to 1167 code for a protein of 388 amino acids.
AUGAAAAAAGAAAGCGUUAUCAAUGGAUUUAGGAGUACUGGAAUAUGGCCAAUUGACAAAACCAUGUAUCCAAAGGAACGCUUGGACCCAAGAUUGUUAGCGAAAUAUUAUACGUGGAAACAAAGUGGUAAAGCUCUUGAUUGGUCUAAAUUGUCAGACGGACAAAUCGAUGAAGCUGCGGGUCUUGCGCAAAAUCAAGUCUCGACAUCAUUACCACUGCCCAAAUUGCAAAACCAAGCAGAAUCUCCUUUAUCAAUAUCUAAUACCACACCUACAACCACCCCUAAUGUAAAUAUAACUCCAUCAUCUCUGCCAGGCGGAAGUCGUGAUGAAACUAAUGAGAUAAAUAUCUUGUUGAAGCAGCUUGGACCAUAUCCAUAUACAGCACCUACAGGCUUCUGCUGGAUUCCAAAUGGUUGGAAGUUGUCACCAAUUAACCAGUCCACCCCAAAAUCGACUGAGGUAUUUGAAGAGCUGUUCCUCGAUAAAGUAAAAGGUUCAGUAGAUCAGCCUAAGAAAAGAAGACAAAAGUUAGAUCUUCGCGGAAAGGUUAUUACGCAGAAAGAGCUGCUAGAAGAGCUUGAACGAAAAGCCCGAGAGAGAGAAGAAAGGGAAGCAAAGGCGUUGCUAAGAAAAGAAGAAAGAGAAAGGAAGAAACAACAAAUUGCAAUUGCGAGCAAAAAGGGAAAGCAAAAAAUUACAAUAAACAAGGAAGACGACAGCGAUACCGAUGAGAUUACCUCGAGCGAAGAAGAAGAUGAAGAAGAGGAAGAAGAGGAAGGAGAAAGAGAGGAAAGCGAAGAGGACGUUGUCCAGGAUGAAUCAACAGAUACACUGUUGUCAAUGGAAAAAACGUGGAAGUUUUUAAAUUCGCCAACAAAAGAAUGCGAUGUGGUUGGUAAAUGGUACGCAUGCAUUUACGACACCAAGAGAGGUCCUAGUUUGUACAUAGGAAAAGCCCUCACGCGAUUUUUGUAUGAUGAAAACGGUGUUGCUGCAGGAUUAGAGAUAGAAUGUCUGCAAAAAAAGUUGGGGACAGCUGACAACAUCCUUCGGGAAAUAAAAAAAACAAGCGAGUUCGGAACAGCUGUAGGGGAAGAUAUCGACACCUUCGCUGUCCAAAAUGUUAUCUGUGGGCCGUUAACUGCAACUUUUUUUGGGUGGUGACAAAUGGGAGUUCCCACAGUAUCCUCAAGUUCGAGAAUUAUUCGAAAGGAUAAGAAAAAAGAACAGAGACGCAAUGCAUGUUUCGGAAAGAUGCAAAUGGGAGAGUAAUUUAAAUGAAAUGUAGUUGUUGUAUAACUGCCGGUAUUUUCCCUGUUUAAAAUAAAAGCCGAAGUUUCAAGGUCAUUUUCGCCACACUACACGUUGUAUUGUUUCAAUUCCCUGUUAUAUUUUAUUAGUUAUUUCCAUUGCACCUCUUUGAAAUUAUUGACGGUUGUAGUUCUAAUAUUCAAAAAGAUAAAAAAGGCACAAAUAGACUAAUCCAGACUACACCGCUACGUAAAUAGCGUGCGUAACCAUUAGAUCUUAGGUGCGUAACAAACUAUUUUAUUAAUUGCGCAGGGUGUUAUAAUCAUUACGCACCUGCGUAAAAAAUAUAAAAAAAUGCGUAAUGAUUAGAGUUUUUUCGAUCUAAUCAUUACGCAUUGUUUUAUGUGAAAAAGUGCAUGAUAGCGCUUCCAUAUGGUCCUCAUAUUUGGUGAAUAUGUUACAAGAAACUAAU